Messenger RNA from Xyrauchen texanus (razorback sucker), 1351 nucleotides. RefSeq lists its product as uncharacterized. The record is from RefSeq and is a predicted model, not a curated record. Bases 212 to 1336 code for a protein of 374 amino acids. The transcript has 4 exons. NCBI's taxonomy places the organism in Eukaryota, Metazoa, Chordata, Actinopteri, Cypriniformes, Catostomidae.
GGAAGUACCCGCUGGAUAAAGAUUGCUCCUGUAAAUAUUCUAUAUAAAUAGAUUAGCUAAAAUAUUCCUCUGAGUUCAGUUUGGAGAAAUUGAUGUACAGUAUGAUCACUCCGACUGCAUUUUUGUGUUUCAUGUAACCAGUUUCAGGCACAUUUUUAUAAUCCCACAGGUAUAAAUUCUUGGCUGACCAGGAUAAUAUGGUUGACUCAGAAUGUCCUGCAUGGAGAACAUUGAAGUUUACAUCCCGAAGGGAGCAUGUGUCAAAACCAUCCCAGUGCAGUCCCUGUCCACCUCUACGGCCAGGAAGAUCGGUGUGUCUCGGCUUCAGAAUGGAUCUGAAACAUCAGAGAAACAGAUGUCACAAACAGUAAUGUGGAUCUCCCCAGUUGAGCUGCGGGAAAAAGAAGUGACUGUGGGCAAGGACAGCAGAGACAAGGUUCCAGUAGACCAGAGGCCACUGGUGACCAAAAUAACAGCAGGCCAGUUUUGCCUCCCUGUUGUUAGUUCCAGCAUCACUGCCUUUAAGGUCUUAAGAAAGAUUUUAACAGCACACAAGGCUCCAAUACGGCUUUCAGAGACUGUAAAUGACGCUACCUCUGUGCCGUGCAGCAGCAGGUCUUCUAAUUUACGUCAGAACGCCUUCAUCGUAUUUAACAGCCAGAUCUUCCUCUCAGUAAAGAAGCGUAAGUCACAGGGCAGGCAAGUGAGCGCUCAAAACUCUGUCUUGGCAUCUUCAAGUGUGUUACCUGUUUCUCCCAGCCCACUGGACCAGCAGGAUGCUACAUCUAAAUGUCAGGAAGAAGCAUUGAAAGACACUCCACCCUCAACACAUGAGAUUAAGAUUGAGAAUGUCCAGACUCCAGUCACAGAGGUUGACAACAACAAACAAAUAUCAGCAUUUCUGUACAAUGUCUCUAAAGACAUGCCUGAAAACAUGCCCGAGCAAUGCUGUACAGAUGAAGAGUGUCAAAAGGUGGAUGGGUCGACCUCAUAUUCCUGUUCACAGACUAGCCCAGCCCAAACUCCAGAGAAUCAAAAGUCCAAACAGAAUGUCUCUUUGGAAAUAUCUUAUUCCCAGCCUGAUAUCAUCCAAGAGUCCUUAAGCCCCCACACAUCAAGAGAGUCAGAACAGCCCAUGGAAGCAGAUGGAGAAGGAGAGACACUUGAUGAGAAUGAGUGUUUAGAGACUGCAGUGCUGCCAAAGGUUGAGAGCUGUCUUAUGUUUGAUUUUGACCAGUUGGCCAAGGAGGAGAGAAUCAACCACUUACGAGCUCGAUUGAGACAGAAGGAGGCUGCACUCAACAUAUUUAACUCCAAGCCGGCAGAUCAGAUGUAGAUGAUCUUACUAAAU